AUGGAGGAGAGGAGUCAGAAGGUUGUAAAUGAUGCGACUUUAAUUAAUAGACUCAUAGGUGCAUUAAAUGGCACAUUAUCUAAGAUACAUAGUAAGCCUCUGGUCAAGCAGUUGGAUGAUGACAUUAAGCCUAUGGCCCAGAGAAUAAACCUACAUGACAACAUUAAUAUUUUAAGUAAAGAGAAACAAAAACACUUCGAGCUGGUCAAGGAAGCCGUCCAAAAAGCCAAGGAUGAUGUCGACGAAUUGUUCGGUGAAAAUGGAGAACAUUUUGAAGAAUCGUAUACCAAAGUCAUUACUAUGAAAUUCGGUCAUCUUGGCGACAGAGUUGAGGUUUUAAAAGCGAAGGAUCCGGGCGACGGCACAAGUGACGACAAUAAAUGCAAACUUGAGAGGGAGGUUGACGAAGUAAAAAAGGCGGUUCUGAAUGUUGAAAAGCUUUACACCGAAAAGUUGACAACGAUAAAAAAGGAAGUUGAUUUGGCGGUAAACCAGGCUGUGAGCCGUCUUCAAACUGUAGAUACUGCAGUGAAGACGGGGCUUCAGGGGGUUAGAGACGAAAUACAUACUCAGUUGGAAGAGUUUGUUGACGGGGUGGGAAAAUGGAUUAAGGAGGGAAUAGAGAGAGCAUCCAGUACGUAUAACGGAUUCAGUGGAGAAAAAAAGGGGCGCCAUCGAAAUGUUUUAAGAAAUCUCAAGGAUGAUGUUAACGGUAAGGUGCCAAAACCUUCCGAGCUGUUGCAGCAACUUCAAAUAACGCUGACCACUGCCCUCGAAACGGAAUUGAAGGCAGUUAUAGACGAGGAUCCAGAUAAAAUAAAACUCAAAGAUCUCAUGCAAGAGUAUCACCAGGAGACGAUGCUGAAUGGCGAUUCCUUUAAGCUCAGGGGUAUGAUAGAAGCGUUUAAAGGGCGUGUUAAAAAUGACGGUUUCAAAGGUGAUGGACACUCAGCCAGUUUCAAACCCGAGGAAAUGAAGGGUUACCAAGACGACAAGACCGGUGGUACGGACCAAGGUGCCAAGCCUAAGUACGAUUGGGCCAUGAAAAACCUAUUCGCUCAGAUUAACGAUCUGGAAUCAUUGCCCGGCGCCAUUGAUGUUGCCAGGCAGGCAACAGAAGAGCUGAUGAGACAGCUUAGUAAAAGUAUUGAAGGCAUUAAAAGCAAGAUUGAGAGCAUAGAACAGGCCGUCACUGACGCCGAUCAGCAACUCGAGGCAUCUAUUGGUACUGUCACUGACGCUUAUAACCAAGCCGAACAGAAAUCCAGAGAAGCCGUCGAACAGUUGAACACUAAUCUGCAGCAGGCCGUCAGAAGAUCAUUUGACCAACUCACCUCCCAAGUUCAAUCCCUCUUCACGAAGCAGAAGCGGGCCGAACUGGCGGCGCUGGAGAGCGUUGUCACGGCGCAGUUGGCGAGGAUAGAAGAGAUUAUCAGGGAGGAUAAGGCGACAGGGGUGAAGGGAUUUCUAAGAGAUUUAAAAGAUGGCAUUACAGAGCAUAUUCUCGACGGUCCGCUGACGGCUUCCACGAAAUUACCGGACCUGGCCACUAAACUGGUAACGUUCUUUGAACCAUUGUUCGAAUAUGUAGAUGACCAAUUAGUGCCAAGGACGCCAGGUACCUCAACUAGGUCACCACAACAGCCUACAGAUCCUAACGCUGCAAAGGUUAGGAAAAUCAGCGGUAAGCUGGCCAUGUUGCUAGCGCAUCUAAUGAAUAAUAAAAACAAAGUAUGCAAUUUUGAAACUCAAUUUAGUAAUGAUUUAGCCUCACUUAUAGAUGCCGUAAACGAGUUUGGUGCUGUUAAAUUCGGUGAAGGCCAGCACCCGGACCUACUUAACAUUGUAAGAACCGGCAUGAAUGACUUUGCCAAGCAGCUGAAAUAUGCCUACAUUAACAUGUAUGAUACUCAAAGUAUUAAGUGGCAAGAGGUUAAAGACGAUGACUUCGUGCUGACCGAAAGCGCAAUGAGAUGCGCGAAAAUAGCCUUGACCACAGUUCCCAUCCUUUUGUCAGAAUUUGAGGUGUUGCUGAAGAACACUAGCAUUGCCGGUGAUUGGUAUACUCUCAGCAUACAUCUACAUAAUAAUAGUAAUGCACUUGGCGCUUUCUUUAAAACUGCCGGCUACGGAGUUCCGAAGAGUGAAGACAUGAGCAAUGAGGAGUUGAAAAACAAGGAAGACUUUUGUGGUGAGCAGAUUCAUGAUCUCCUGGAAGGCCUUGACCACAAGUUGUAUAGUACCAAAAAAUCUUUCCAAAUCAUCGAUGGUCUGCCCAUCGAACACGAGGAGCAGAAUGGUUUGUUACAGAAACUGCAUGGCUGCCUUGUAAAAUACUUCAGCGUCUGUCACCUCACUCACAUCGACAAACCCAGGACGCCGUGCUCCGUUUACGAGAUGCUGGCAUGGUGUGCCGGCCUGCAGUUCAACUCCAUUUUUGAACCACUGUGCUCUUACUUCAAGGAGCUGUUCCAGAAACCCAAGGACCAAAAAGAUGUGCCAUAUGACCAAAUUGAAGAUAGCUCACUCAGCUUAGUCGGCACUAAGACAAUACAUCCUAGCCACUUGGUCACUGCGCUUAACGAUGUAUGUUCCCGAUCUUAUUACGUGCUGGUAGGCAUCCUUGGCAAUGGUCACGCCGACGGUGUUUACGCUUGCGAAUUCCCAAGCAACUCACUCAAUUUGUCGUAUCCGUCUUCUCCAUCACAGUGCUUUGCUAUUCUUGCAGACGUAUUAUGUAGAUUGUAUGAGCAGCUAUAUUUGCUGUAUGAGCAGUGUAAGCAUGGUCAGUUUUGUAGUGGGUGGAAUAAGUGUUGGUACGGCAGGGGAGUCGCCGGCUCAUCGUGGAGUUGUAAUACCCUACAGUGCCCCAACCAAACAGGUGACCAAACGGCUACCCAAAGUACUAACCAAAAGCACAACCAAAGGUGUGACCAAAACUGCAAGCAACAUAGUGACUGUGGCAUUAAAUCGCCGCUUCAGUCCUUCUUAGAAGACGGUCUAGUAGGCUUCCUUCCACAUCAGCUUACAAAAUUAGGCUGUGGAGUGGCAUGUUCAGUUGGUAGUCACAGAGGUCAACCGUGUAUUACACCUAUGGGUUUCCCGGAUCUCAGCGUAAUGGCCUCUCACAGGCAGACGGGCAGGUAUCUAGAGGAGGUGCUUGCAGAUUUCUGUGGCAAACCAGACAAGCCUCUAAGUAAACUUUGCAGUUAUCUAACAUGUAUAUCACAACGCACGCCGCAGACACUUGGCGACCUGUUUGCUUUUUACUUUAAUUUCCUUGACAAGUGGAAUUCCAACGACGGCCACAAACGUUAUGCCUUUAUUAACGCCGUCCAAAGUGCGAACUUUGGGGAUCCGAAAACAACCCUCGAAAUCGGUCCCAUGUUCGGCAGCAGUGACCACGCUGGACAGACGCAUCCCAACGCCGACCUUCACUCGCUUGUCAAAUGCGAAAGCAACAGCGGUGAUGCAUCCCUUCCUUGCGGUCCAUACCUUAUGCCAAUUUGCCGUGACAUUUGGAACACGUUCUCCAGUAAAAACUCCGGUAAAUACUUGUCGUGGAUCGUUUACCUCAGUGAAACGUUCUAUGACCUGUUGAAAAAAUUGUAUGACGACUGCUGUGCAACGUGCGACAGGAAGGGCAGCAGAUGCUACGAAAAACGCUGCAGUGAAACAUGUAAAGUAAAGUACACAGAUAAAGAUGGGCAACCUACUACACUACUCAAAAAUGCCCAGCACACUUCAGACUGCAGUUCCAUCGUCAAAUGCCCGCAUACCUUGCGAACCUUGUCUAAGUAUGGUUUCUAUUUUGGAAGCUCAUGGCGAAUGAGCGGUGAGCGUGGAGAGAAGACUAAGCGCACGUGUAGAGACCUAUGCCAGGCACUGGACAGAGUGCUGAGUAAAAAGAAAGAAGACCGCGCAGCGCUAGCGAAAUUAAUUUACGAGACAAUUCCCAAUUUCUUAUGGAAAAUCAGAGAACCAUUCUCCCUGACAUUGGUCGCCCUCUGGUCGCUGUCGCUCCUGUACCUGCUGCACAUCACCGUCGUCCGCCUCGACGUCCUGAGGAUACGCUCCCACCUGAGAUCACCCUCAAGCCACCGCAUCGCCGCCCAGUCCCUCCUCGCCGCCGCACGCGUCAAGGCACUCGCCAACGUCAAGUACUUCUCACCAUAA
Molecule: messenger RNA, 4176 nt
Organism: Babesia ovata
Lineage: Eukaryota; Apicomplexa; Aconoidasida; Piroplasmida; Babesiidae
Exons: 3
Coding region: 1-4176 (1391 amino acids)
Source: RefSeq, a predicted model, not a curated record